Molecule: messenger RNA, 1455 nt
Organism: Symbiodinium necroappetens
Lineage: Eukaryota; Dinophyceae; Suessiales; Symbiodiniaceae
Source: the annotation of a GenBank genome assembly
AUGCCGAGGUCAUCGGAGGAUGAGACGUCAGAGCCCAUCGGAAAGCUGCAAGCUGCUGAAAACUCAAUUUUCGCUUCGCGCUGGGAGCGUUUCACUCCGUACAUUGCCGAGUAUUGGGGCACACUGGUCGUGACUGCCACAUUUCUGUGCAACGUUGAUGUGGGCCAUGGGAUAGAUCCUUCCUUCAGGUCCAUCUGUCAUGCGUUCAUGGUGGUGGGCAUGGUAUCAGCAACGAAACACGUGACGGGAUCCAGUCUGAACCCGUCCGUCAGCCUUGCCCUGGCCCUGGCUGGGCGACAGAAGAUACGAACAGCUGGGUUCCUGUGCAUCGCCCAGAUCCUUGGAGCUAUCACCGCCGUUGCGAUGUGCACCAAGGCUGGUAUCGCCAAAGACGUCACACUUGGACCGAUUCUGGGGCACAACUGGUUCCAGGUGGCCUUGCUGGAAACCCUCUACGCCACCAUGAUGUGCAUCGUCUAUCUCAACUGUGCAGCCUCCACGAAGAACAACCCAAAGGGUGAUCAGAAUGGAUUCGUGGGUCUGGCCUACGGCUUGUGUUACCUGGCCAGCCACAAUGCUGCAACCGGAGUCUGCAAGACAGUUACCAACUCAGCCAUCUCGAUCGCGCUGAUCGUGUGGGGGCAGAGUGACUCCGUAUCAUUUGGGCAAGGCGUGGGCUACUUCUUCUACGACCUGUUAGGUGCAUUCCUAGCAGCUGGCGCCUUCCGUGUCGUGCGACCCCAUGAGUUCCUCAGCGGCUCAUCGGAAAUAGAGGACAACAUCCUGGAGAGUGCUCCCUUGGCCGCCGAGUUCACCGGCACUUUUUUCGUCGUGCUGACACAGAUUUGCACGAAGAUGUCCAAGCUGGUGGAACACGACAUGGGUCCACAGGCAUUUGGGACUGCAGCCGCAGUGAUCUCUAUGGUAUAUGCCUGCUCCCUAUUAGCACAAGCCUCGCCGGCAGCUUCCGACUCGCCGAACAUGGCGGCCAGCGAUGCGGACGCAGCUCGGGACGAUGACUCUGCGACGGAUCCGGAGAUGCCCCCUUUGAUCCCCGUCUCCCCAAAACCCCUGCCCGAACCGAAACGGGCUCCCAAGCUGUCAGCGCUGCAGCAACUUCGCAACCGAGCCCGGGGCAGAGGCCGCGACGGCCGCCUCGGGGGUCGCGGUCGGGGCCGUGGGGGCGCCGCCAAAGCGCUGCCCAAGAAGUUUCCAAGACUUGCUCUGAAGGAUCUGCCCCCGAUUUUCGCCGGCGCCGGCGCUCUCGGUGCCGGCCCCUUGCAGACUGUGGAGUUCGGAAAGCGGGCUGGAGAUCUGGCCGCAGCCCUGGACAAGAUCACGUCGCCCGCCCUGGCUGGCCUUGCUGAGGACCCCGAGCCGGAGCUGCCAAAGAAGCGAUCCCGUCGCUACAGCCUGGAGGGGUCUUUGGAAGAAAUCGAGGCUGGGUCCAUGUGA